Messenger RNA from Varanus komodoensis (Komodo dragon), 7198 nucleotides. RefSeq names its product interleukin 31 receptor A (gene IL31RA). Gene Ontology annotation, biological process: cytokine-mediated signaling pathway. The coding region runs from base 2686 to 4623 and encodes 645 amino acids. Gene Ontology annotation, cellular component: external side of plasma membrane; signaling receptor complex. Lineage: Eukaryota; Metazoa; Chordata; Lepidosauria; Squamata; Varanidae. Gene Ontology annotation, molecular function: cytokine binding; cytokine receptor activity. The transcript is spliced from 13 exons. The record is from RefSeq and is a predicted model, not a curated record.
CUUAUGUUGUUUAUUUUCUUUGUAAGCCGCCCCGAGGCUUUCUGCGAUGGGGGUGGCAUAAAAAUGCUAUAAAUAGAUAGAUAGAUAGAUAGAUAGAUAGAUAGAUAGAUAGAUAGUAGCUACUGAUAAUCUGCUCCUCCAUAAAUCUGACCAAUCCCCUUUUAAAGCAAUCCAAAUUGGUGGCCAUCACCACUUCCCACAACAGCAAAUUCCAUAAUUUUACUAUUUGAUGUGUGAAGAAGUGCUUCCUUUUAUCUGUCUUAAACCUUCCACCCAUCAGCUUCAUAAGAAGAUCCCAGGUUUUAGUGUUAUGGGAGGGGGGUAAUCUUUCCCUCUCCACUUUCUCUACACCAUGAAUUAUUUUAAAUGUCUCUAUCAUGUCUCCCCUUAACUUGCCUUUUUUCUGAGCCGCACAGUUUCAGUUGUGGUACCCACUCCUCACAGGAGAGUUGCUCCAAACCCUUAAUAAUUUUUAUUGCCUUUCUCUGUACUUUUUCUAACCCAGUAAUGUACUUUUUCAGGUAAGGCAACCAGCACUGAACACAAUAUUCUAAGUAUGGUUGUACUAAAGAUUUGUAUAUGAGUAGUAAGAUUUUAUCAGUUCAAUUAUCUAUUCUGUUCCUAAUCAUGCCUGGCAUGGAGUAUGACUUUUUUAUAGCAGCUGUGCACUGAGAGAACAUUUUCAUUGAGCUGUCAAUCACUACCCCAAGAUCCCUUUCUUGUUCAAUCACUGCCACCUCAGAUCCCAUCAUUGUAUACUUGAAGUUGGGAUUUUUAUGGCCCAACAUGCAUUACUUUACAUUUGCUUACACUGAGCUGCAUUAGCCAUUUUGAUGGCCUUUCUCUCAUCUUGGAGACAUCCCUUUGGAAUGCCUCACAAUCCCUUUUGGUUUUUAGCCACCCUAAAUAGUUUGGUGUCAUCAGCAAAUGUGAUCAAUUAAUUGCUUAUUCUUAAUUCCAAAUCAUUUGUAAAUAGGUUGAAAAGCAUUGGUCCUAAUACAUAACCCUGUGGGACUCUACUAUUUACAUCUCUCCAUUGGGAGAAAUUGCUGUUUAUCCCCACUCUCUGCCUUCUGUUCUUUCUCCAGUUAGUGAUCCAUAAGGAGGCCCUCUCUUUUAUUCCAUGACUCCUUAGUUUGCUCACCAGGCUUUGGUGAGUGACAGGGUUUCUCCUGAGCCUUUUGGAAAUUCAAGUACUAGAUUGUCAAUAGGCAAGCAGACAGGGCAUUCUCAAAGAACUGCAAUAGGUUAGUGAGAAAAGGACUUCCCGUUCAGAAGCCAUGCUCUUUUUCAGUAGGCUUGUCCUUUUCUGUGCCUACUGACUCUAUCUUUAACAAUGCUUUAACCAAUUUGUCCUGGUUCCCUGGGUCCCUUGUCCAACAAUCUAACCACCACAUCCUAACUCAAAAUAUUAUUUUAUCAAACUGGUUUUUUAGACUGAAGCACUUCCACCUCAAUCUUACAUUGCUGCAAGGUUAGCACACUGCAAAAUUUAUACUACAGGUUGUUAAAAAAUAAUAAAAGUAGUCUGAGGUCAACCCCAGUCUGAAGAAAUCUGGAAUAUAAAGGGAGAAAUAGAAUGAGGAAGUAUGGAAACUAUGGCUAGUUAGCCAGGCAUUACGGUGUCAGAAAAAGGGACAUUCAUUGGCCCUUGGCAGAAUCCUAGAUAAAGAUUCAAAAGAUUGAAGAGCCAAUGUACUAUAGUGCUUAGGAAGUUGGAAAGGCACUUGGAAGACCUGGUUUGUAGUCCUCACUUGGCCACGAAGCUCAAUGGGAGACUGGGUCAUUUACUGACUCUCAGCCUAACCUAACUCUCGAUUAUUGUGAGAAUGCAAUAGAGAGGCUGUUCAUUCAUGUUGCCUUGAGCUUCCUGGAGAAAAGAUGCAAUAUAAAAGAAAUACAUUAAUCAGAGUUGAACCAAUGGGAACUUCUCUCCUAAACCUUAUAGAAGGCACAGGUGUUGGAUAGGUCAAUAUUGGGAUGGGUUUUUGCUGUUCACAUGGCAAAAUAGCAAAGAAUUAAAUCUUUUCUCCCCACAUGACAUGGCCCCAGUGAAAACUGACCCCCCAUCUGCUCUUAAUUAAAAAUACUGAUAUGGUUCUGAGUGACUUAUUCACUCUGAGUGGCAUUAAGAAAAUAAGCAUGUCUAAAGUGACUCUUAGCCUUGCAUAAAGAUGAAAUGUAAUACCUGUGGAAAUAUUAUGCAGGAAAAUGGGGAGUUUAUACCAUAUUAAUUCCAAAGCAUAUAUGUAAUAUCAAAACAAUGUAAAAUCUCUUAAGGGGACUAGGUGGAAUUAUUAAUUGGAGUAGUUUGUUUUUCUGUCACUAAUGUGAUGUGUUGUGGUUUGUGUAAAGGAAAAACAGAUGAGACAAACAUAGUUCAGAUAAAUAUUCUCAUAUACCUUUCAUUUUCUUUAAUGAAAAGUAUUUCGGACUUGAAAGUCUUUUAUAAUCUUGGAAAAAGCCUUUUUUUUGGGAACUGUAAAAUUUGACUGGGUACAAUAAAGUCGUGUCCACACGAAUACAUGAAAGAUCAAUUCUUUUCUUUCUCUUGAAUAUAGUUUUGCAAAACAUCCAUGAAAGCAUUUCCUGCAUUUAUUAUGAAGAUAAUAAGACUCUUAUAUGCAAUUGGAUUAAUGGAAGAAAUAUAGAUCCUGAAGCAAACUUCACUCUCACUACCGAAGGAUGUCACUCAGGAAUAAAAAUAAUAUGCAAAAGCAGAAAUGGUGCAUGUUCCUUCACCAAGCCUCCACUCGCCCCGUUUUUGGUUCGAGUGAAGUCAAGCCCAAGCCUCCUCUGAUAACUAGACUAGAAGCCGUUCCAGGGCAGAAGCAGAUGCUGAGAGUUUCCUGGCAGAAGACACCUAAAAGAAUACAUGCUAAGUGCGAGAUUCAGUACAGCUGCGUAACAAAAAAUCACUCGCAAACUGUUGAAACAAUAGCAGGAGAAGAAGAAACAUCCUUUAAUAUUACUAACCUCUGGGAUUUUGCAAAUUAUACUGUUGUCAUUCGGUGCAUUCCAAAUAAUUCAAUUUUCUGGAGUGAUUGGAGUCAUGAGGCAACUCAAAGAACAGAAGAACAAGCUCCUUUGAAAGUAGACUUGUGGAGAGUAAUUGAAUCUAAUCAUUCCACUGGAACACGAAUUGUGCAUCUUUUGUGGAAGGAUGAUAAAGAAUUCCCAAGUUCAGGAAUAAUAGAUGAGUAUGUUGUAAAGUACUGUACAAAAAACAACACUUGUAAAAAAGAAGAAAAACUUCAUGAAAAGAAAUUCACCCUUAACCUGACAGGGGAAGCCUGUGAGAUCAGUGUUGUUGCUUGUAAUAAAAAGGGAGACUCCCCUGCGGCUGUUUUGAGAAUUCCAUCGGUACAAGAAGAAAGUGCGGAUCAUCAAAGGAUUUUUAGACUGAAUGUUUCUGCCUUAAAGGAACAGUUGUCUGUGACAUGGGAAACGACCGAUUUAGAAAUAGAUGGUUAUAUUGUGGAAUGGUAUAAUAGGAUGGAGAGAUCAUGGCAGAAAAUAGGCAAUGUCACAAAAUGGACAUCUCCAAAAGAAGCCUUCAGUUCCUCAAGAUAUUACAACAUUUCGGUAUAUCCCUUGCAUAAAGGCGAAAUAAAAUCUCCAACCUGCAUUGAAAUAGAUAUGUAUGAAUUCUUACCAGGUCUUUCGGCUAAAGCAGAAAACAUCAGUAAAAAUGAGGCUACCAUAAAGUGGGAGAAAAUUGAAGAAAGAAAAAUAAAUAAUUCUUCUGUUAACUACACUAUAUUUUAUAAAGCUGAAAAUGGAAAAGAACUAGGUUUACCAAUGAGUGCUGGUGCUCUAGAAUACCGACUGAAGUCCUUGCAGCCUAACACCAAGUACACCGUUUGGGUUAUGGCAAGCACCGCUAAUGGCAAUAAGAAUGGAACAGCAACCACCUUUGUCACCAAAAUAUUUAGUGAGAUAGAUGUUAUUCUUAUAGGUGUUGCUGCUGGAAUGUUCAUUCUGUGUCUGCUAACCAUUGGGAUGUUGUGGGGUCUGAAAAGACAGACAAUAAAAAGAAUUUGUUGGCCCCGGAUACCGUAUCCUGUCAUAACAGAUCCUGUAGAACAUAAUUUGCCUUUGCAGGCAGCAGAUCUGAACAAUUUUAUCUCUGACACUGACACACUCAUCAGUCUUUUGGAUACAAAUGUUCAUAGCAAGGAACACGAUGGAUUGCAGUUGCCGAAUCAGAAAAACAUCCUUAAACAGGCAAACGAUCCUGCAAAAGAUCUGGUUGGCAGCCAUGAGAUUUUGAUCAGUGGAGAAGACAAAGCUAUGCAAACUUUUCUACCAGCAUUCUCUCUAGAGCAUGAUAUUUGGAAUCAAGCACUUCAGUCUCUGAAAAUGGAUUUCAAAGAUUUUGAAAAUGAGGAAGCUCAAGAUCAGUCAAAUCUGAAUGGGAAAACUAGUGUCAACCCAUAUUUGAAAAAUUCAGUCCAUACAAGGGAGUUCCUGGUGUCUGAGAACUCAGGCCGAAGUACAAAAGGCACUAAUACCCAGCCUGGUGCCUUGGCCUCUUGCUUACCAAACGGCGCAGAGCAGUCUUAUGUGACACUGGACACAUUUAAACUCUUCCCAAAUACGAAUGCAUUUCAGUGUGCUUAAAAUGCCCCUGUUUUGAUUAGCUUGCUUUCAAGAAGCUUUCCACUUCCACAGUCCUGCUAUCCAUCCAAAGUGAGCCUUGCUGCGUCUUCAUUUAAACUUAACAGAGUCCUCUUAAGAACUACAUAUAGUUUCAACUGCUGUCAAGCUGUCGAUGCUACAUUUUACAGUUUGCUAGCGGAAACAAAGAAGUAUAACUUGCAUUAAAUGUUGUCUUCUCCAGACAGCUCUGCAUUUCCGAACAAAGAGUAGAGAUCAACAAAAGUGAAGAAGGUGGAUUGUGAACUUUAAUUGAACAAAAGGAGACAUUGUCAUGAGUUGUGGCACUCUGAGUUUUUCCUGUUGUUCUGCCCUAUAGCCUACCUCAAAGUGUACCUUUUAUUUUAAGCCAAAGGGUCAAAAUAUAUUUUUAAAAAUCUUAUCACUACCACCCCACUGCUCCGGAAUGCCAGAGCACUUUCUUAGCAACCUCUUAUGAACAGUCUCAGUAUCAGCUCAGUAUCCAGUCUGGUAAGCAGACGCAAACACAACAUAGUUAAGGCAUGCACUGGGGACUCAGCUGUAAGGCACUGAUGUUUUUCCCUCCAAAUGCAGUGGUUGCGCUGUGGGUGUGCAUUAGUAAAUACAACACUGUAUCCUCUGCAUUUCUAAGAUGAUAUGCCAUAUACCAGAGCACAGUAUCUGAAUUGUGAAGAAAGUAUGAACUCGAAAGUAUGUUUUACUAUUUGUGUUUAUAGUGUGAACACAAGUCACGGUGCUGCAAAGGCAGGAGGUGAGAGCUCUGCUACUAUUUUGGGUUGCUUUUUUAAAUCAUUCCAGUAACUGCACCUUUGCAGCUUUGGAAGAAUGCAGGCUUAGAAGGAAACCAUGUGGUUAUUCACAGCUAUGUAGCUCUGUAAGUACACAGUGGGAGUUGGCUUAAAAACAUGGAUUUUCUGCCUGUAAAUCCCUCCUCCUGCCCUAGAUCAGCUCAGACCAAAGAUUUAAACUUGCUAGAAACGGACUCUUUAUAGGUGCCAGUCCUGCUGCUGCCUACACCCUAUUUCCUUUGUUUUUCAAUGCUCUUUUCUGUUGUUUGAAGGAGGUGUAACAGCCCUACAUCCAGCCAGCCCACUUUGUCCACCUGUCUGGUAAGAGUUUUAAUACCCCUCCAUUGGAGGAUGCAUGAUGGUCAUGCGGAAGAAUUGCAAUCAGAAAAAAAAAAAUAGAAGCCAUGGAAAUAGCUUAAGAAGCAGAGGGGAAGAUCACUUCAGGGCAAUGAGUUGGGGCAGAAGGAAGAUCCCAUCGUUUCUCCUGCUCCUCCUCUCCCAAGUUUUGCACUUUGAAAUGUGUGGGACUCUUCUUUGGUCUGGGAGUUGGCCAGCUUGUCCACCUCUCCCCUCUUGGCAUCCUUUGGCCCAGAAGGAUGGGGAGGCAAUGCAGCUCCCAGGCUCAGCAUGUUUCCCCACCCCUAGGUUGGAUAGUGCAUUGUGUGUUGCAGUGCUGAGAUAGGCGACGUGUGGAAAAACAAAUGUCAACGCAUACAUUGUAAAUGAAAAUGUAGGAAUUUGUGAUGAGGGAGAAGAUUUACAUGACAUUUUAAAGGGAAAAAUACUUUGGAAGUAGCAAAACUUGAAAAUAGUAUUUGCCUAACAUAAAUCUUUUCUAGCUGCCUUUCUUCACUAGUGAUGCCAGAAGAGUAUGCAGUAUAAAUAUAUAAUUUAAAUAUGUGAGCCUACUUAGAAAAAAAGCUGCUUAUAUUGCUCGUCAUGGAAUAUUGCCAUUGUGCUGUAUCUUGUGUUUCAAGCCUUUUCAGGGUAGAAGUGGACAUGCUACCUGGGGUUGUAUGUAAACAUGCACUUAAAGAAUAACUGCUUUCCACCUUGAAGCUCAGCUGUUCAAAUCUCCUGCAUCCCAUCUGACUUUAAAGACUUAUCAUGAGUGCCCAAAAGGUCGCUUUAAAAGCAAAGCAUGGAAAUCUAGCCAAAUCAUAGAAUGAUAGGUGGAGGUUUUGCAAAGACGGGUGCAAUGGUGGUUGCGUGGCAACAUGGCCGCAAUCGUGGUCGUCACCCACUGAAGUUUACGAACUCAGGCAAAUUUUUUCUGAAAUUUCUGUUUGCCACCUGAUCUGGUCAUGAACUGAGGCAUUCGUGAGCUGGGGUACCACUGUAGUUUGAAUACUGCUGAUCAUUUGGGUCCAUUUUUUCAUCCUCUACAAUGUUCAGUGGUUUACAGGCAGCCACACUGGGUUGUGCUGUCCAAGUCUUAAAACACUUUGGGCCUAAGCUACAGGACCACCUCCUCCUGUACCAGCUUGGCCAGACCUCUGAGGUCUGUAACUGCUGUGCUCCUCCCCAGCCCACAGCCAAGGAUGGUGUGUUCCAAGGCUGUCUUACUGGUGGUUUCCAGGUCUGGAAUUCAUUCUUGUCAGUUCUCUGCAUGUUUCUAGAACGAGGAUUGCCUUUUCUAUGGUCUUUGUGUUGAGGGUUUUUAUUGGCAAUGUUUUUACACUAUUGAAUUAUAUUUAUUUUGUAUUAUAUCAUUUUUAUCUUGUAACCUUCCCUGAAAUCAUUCUAUUAUUAAAGUUUCCCUAAAAUAA